This is a messenger RNA of Apus apus (common swift), 3291 nucleotides long. It is a transcript of the gene DLAT, whose product is annotated as dihydrolipoamide S-acetyltransferase. Gene Ontology annotation, molecular function: dihydrolipoyllysine-residue acetyltransferase activity. The record is from RefSeq and is a predicted model, not a curated record. The coding region runs from base 50 to 1954 and encodes 634 amino acids. Gene Ontology annotation, cellular component: pyruvate dehydrogenase complex. Lineage: Eukaryota; Metazoa; Chordata; Aves; Apodiformes; Apodidae. Gene Ontology annotation, biological process: pyruvate decarboxylation to acetyl-CoA. The transcript has 14 exons.
GUGCGGCGCCCGGAGGUGACCGAGCGGCUGCGGCGGCUCCUCCGGCUCCAUGUGGCGGGUGGUGGCUGCGCGGGCGGCCCGCGCCGCGGCGGGGGCUGCCGGGGGGCUGCGGGGCUGCCGCCGGCUCAGCGGGGCCGGGCCCGGGCGCGGGGCGGCGCGGGGUUGCGGGGCUGGGCCGUUGGGCCUCGGCCCCGCUCCCCGGCCCGGCGCGCUGCCGCCCGGGCCCGCCUGGCCGCGCCUGGUCCCGCGGCGCCGCUGCAGCCUGCCGGCGCACCAGAAGGUGGCCCUGCCGGCGCUGUCCCCCACCAUGCAGAUGGGCACCAUCGCGCGCUGGGAGAAGAAGGAGGGCGACAAGAUCGGCGAAGGGGAGCUGAUCGCAGAGGUGGAGACAGACAAAGCAACAGUUGGCUUUGAGAGCCUGGAGGAGUGCUACUUGGCCAAGAUCCUGGUGCCAGAAGGAACACGGGACGUUCCUAUUGGGGCCAUAAUAUGUAUCACAGUGGAAAAGCCUGAGCAUGUUGAUGCCUUUAAAAAUUACACUCUGGAUGCUGCAGCCUCAGCCCCCCCUGCAGCCUCAGUGCCUCCCCCUCAAGCUUCAGCUCCCUCCCCACCAGCUCAGCCUUCUCCUCAGGCUCCUGGCAGCUCUUACCCUCCCCACAUGCAGAUCACACUCCCUGCCCUGUCACCCACCAUGACAAUGGGCACAGUGCAGAGGUGGGAGAAGAAGGUCGGGGAGAAGCUGAAUGAGGGAGAUUUACUGGCAGAGAUCGAGACAGAUAAGGCCACAAUAGGCUUUGAAGUGCAGGAAGAAGGCUACUUGGCUAAAAUCUUGGUGCCUGAAGGAACAAGAGAUGUGCCACUAGGAACAGCUCUCUGCAUCAUUGUGGAGAAGGAGUCUGAUAUUCCAGCCUUUGCUGACUACCAGGCCACUGUGGUAACUGACAUCAAGGCACAACCUCCUCCUCCACCACCACCAGUGGUGGCAACUCCAGCUGCUCCUCCUCCUCCCCAGCCUGCUGUUCCUUCCACUCCAGCAGUCCCCACAGCUGGGCCACCUGCCCAGAAAGGAAGGAUCCUGGUUAGUCCCCUGGCAAAGAAGUUAGCAGCAGAGAAAGGAAUUGACCUUGCCCAAGUGAAAGGAACUGGACCAGAUGGUAGAAUCACAAAGAAGGAUGUGGAGUCAUUUGUGCCACCAAAGGUCGCUCCAGCCCCAGCACCAGAGGCAGCUCCUGCAGCUGCUGCUGUUGCAGCAGCACCAGUGGGGACCUUCACAGAUAUCCCCAUCAGCAACAUCCGGAGGGUCAUUGCCCAGAGGCUGAUGCAGUCCAAACAAACAAUACCUCACUACUACCUUUCCAUUGAUGUAAAUAUGGGAGAAGUGCUGGUGCUAAGGAAAGAACUCAAUCAGGUGGUCUCGGAUAGCAUUAAGCUUUCUGUCAAUGACUUCAUCAUUAAAGCUUCUGCUCUGGCCUGCUUGAAGGUGCCUGAGGCAAAUUCCUCGUGGAUGGACACAGUUAUUAGGCAAAACCACGUGGUGGAUGUCAGUGUUGCAGUCAGUACCCCUGCUGGGCUCAUCACUCCCAUCGUGUUUAAUGCACACAUCAAGGGCCUGGCUUCCAUCAGCAAGGAUGUGGCUUCUUUGGCAGCUAAAGCUCGGGAGGGCAAACUGCAGCCUCAUGAAUUCCAGGGUGGGACUUUCACCAUUUCCAAUUUGGGAAUGUAUGGGAUUAAGAAUUUCUCUGCCAUCAUCAACCCACCUCAAGCCUGCAUCCUUGCAGUUGGUUCCUCAGAGAAGAGGCUGGUGCCAGCUGAUAAUGAGAAGGGAUUUGAUGUGGCCAGUGUGAUGUCUGUGACACUCAGCUGUGACCAUCGUGUUGUGGAUGGAGCAGUUGGAGCCCAGUGGCUUGCUGAAUUCAAGAGUUUCCUUGAGAAGCCUGUAACCAUGCUGCUAUAAUCUCAACCAUGCCAGCAAGAUUUUCCUGGGUCACACUGUUUUUGUUUGAAACAAGCUAUUUAGACUUUAGUGUUCAGACUUAUUAAAAGAGUUCCUUUUUUUUUUUUUCCCCCCCCUCCUUUUUUUUUUUUUUUUUAAUUUUAAAUAUGUAUUAUAUUAUCUGGUAAUGUUAUUACCAGUCUGUACAGAAUAACAAAAAAACCAAAAAAAAAAAGUUAAAAAAAGUUUGCAAAAGUGCUUUUCAGAGCAAUAUUACAGCUAUACUGUAUUUUUAUACAGUUGGUUAACUUGCAAACUCCUCCAAAACAAGAGUUCAGCAUCCCAGAUUUACAGGUGAUCCAGGCAGUGUGCAGGCUGCUGCUGAACUAGGGUGAGCAGGGGGUGCAUACAGAGCAGUUGAAUGACCUCAGUGUUCUCAGAAAUUCAAGUGACAAAACAUCUCUUCACAGGAGUUCAGAUGAACUGAAAUGUGCAAGUUAGGAGGUGGUGAAUUCCCUUAUUAUCCUGCUCUCCUGCUGGGGUGGGUGAGUAUCCCGGAUGCACUGAGGGACUGAAGCACCUGGGAAGGGUUUCUCAGAUGCCAAGUGUUAGCAUUCCAAAUCUGCCUUGGAAUUUGGCACUGGGCUGGACCUUCUCAGCUCUGUGAUCCCUUUUGAGCACUUUAAAGUGAGGUGAAAGAGCACGGGUACCUGUGGGGUCACAGCUCUCAGAUCCCACAGGGAAUGUGGUGCCUUCUCCUGGACAUUCACUCAACUUUGCUGUUCCUCUUGCUAAGUUCCCACCAGACUCUGAUGCCAAGGAAGUCACUGUUUUGCAGGAUGUUCAGGAGAAUCUGGGUGUUGGAACCCAAAUAUAGGCAAAUGUUAAUCAUGUGAUGACUUGAAUGUUUGGAAUUUUGUGUGGGUUUUUUUCCAGCCAUUCUAACAUAGGAAACUCCAAGUUAGUCCCUGGUAGUGUGGUUCUUCCCUGAAUUGUCCAUGUUAUCCCAGCCUCAGUGGGCUGCAGAAUGUGCUGUCCAUGUGUGUGUUGUAUGUAAAAAGCUUCAGUGGUUUGUUGGGCUGGUGUCCAGCUACCCCAGCCAUUGUACCCUCAAAGGGGUGCAGUGCUGAACAUUCUGAAAUUCCACUUUCCACAUGGAAAUGCUCAUGUAAAAAGGACGACUGUGCAGUUAUUAUCAAGUGACCAGGAGGAUGAAAUAGGGGGGAAGGAGUUAAAAGAGAACAGCUGAUCUGUUAAUUCUGUAUAUUGCAUUAAAUACUGUCUCCUGUAAAGUUCUACAAAACUCUAAAGAUGUUGAAAGAAAAGACUGUGGGAAUUAAAUAUUUUUGUGGGAACUA